Daucus carota subsp. sativus is the source of this 4307-nucleotide messenger RNA. RefSeq names its product probable protein phosphatase 2C 46. Gene Ontology annotation, biological process: protein phosphorylation; peptidyl-threonine dephosphorylation. Gene Ontology annotation, molecular function: protein serine/threonine phosphatase activity; protein serine/threonine kinase activity; ATP binding. The transcript is spliced from 5 exons. Bases 1312 to 1818 code for a protein of 168 amino acids. The record is from RefSeq and is a predicted model, not a curated record. Gene Ontology annotation, cellular component: cytoplasm. Lineage: Eukaryota; Viridiplantae; Streptophyta; Magnoliopsida; Apiales; Apiaceae.
CCUACUUCCAAACCUGCUCACACAUAUAGAAACCCAGAGACAUCUCUACAUCUUCACAGACAGACACUUGCAGCUUCUCCCCGGUCCCCGUUCAGUAUCCAUGUUCAUGUCAACGAAUUAGCAUAUACCACAAAAACCCUCACCUUUAGCGGUCUCUUAGCAUAUUAGUGAUAUAUGCAUAACAGCCCUAUAUGCACGUAUCAUUCUGCUACUUACCCCAUGUGUCCUGCCGUUUCUGUUUUCCGACCCACUGCCACCGUUGCCGCCUCGUCCUCUCCUCCAUCACUCUCCUUCAAUCAACCCCACCAAACAUUUUCUCAACAUCCCUUACCAAACCACGCAGAUUUUGCACUUUUUCCUCAUUUUCUUCAUCCAGGACUUCUGUCGAACACAUAGACUGUAAUGCUGAAGUUGAAGGAAUAUGGGAUUUUCCCAACUCUGGUGCCGCCACAGCUAAUGUGAACACAUGGUCUGGAGCUGCUAUGCUCACGCUGUUGCUCAGAGCGUUUAUCGCUGAUUCGUAUUUAGCAUUAUCGACGAUCAUCGUUGCUUCGUUUCUUUAUGUUCUGUUUCAUCUAAAUCACCUCAAAGUUGGGGCAGAUAUCAUGAUUCAAAGGGCACCUUAUCAGGUAAAUAAUAAUUACAUGAGUAAGAAAUCUCGAUGUGUGGAACUCAACUUUGGCUUACUUGCUCGAAGACAAGCAUCCAAGGUCUUUAUGCUGACUAUUCUGAAUCAGAAAUUAAUCCCAUGUAUGCUUAAAAGGAGGAUGAAGUUGCGCGUGCGACAAGGGAUAUCAGUUCUGAAGAUGUUUGAAAUUUGGUUCUGAAGAGGUGGAGGUUUAGAAGAAUCUCAAAUGUUCAAUAUAUUGUUCUUGCUCCAUGAAUGGAGAGUUACGAGGCUUAUUUGGCUGAUGGUUCUGAUGAAUUUGCAUCUGAGCAUCAAUCCAUGUUAGAGGAGGUAAGAAAAGCAUUCUAUGCAACAGAAGAGAGUUUUACAUCUAUUGUUCGCGAGCAAUGGCCAAUACAACCACAACUUGCCGCAGUUGGGUCCUGUUGCUUGGUUGGAGUGAUAUGCAAUGGAAAUCUCUAUAUUGCAAAUCCUGGUGAUUCAUGUGCUGUGUUAGGCAGGUUUGUCAAGGCAACAGGGGAAGUUCUUGCUAUUCAGCUUUUAGCGGAACAUAAUACGUGCAUCAAGUCUGUAAGACAAGAGUUACAUUCUGUUCACCCAGAUGAUCGGCGAAUAGCUGUAAUCAUAUGUAAUUCCUGUCUACGGGUCCCGGAUCUAUCUUUCCAAAGUCGACAACUCAAAAAAUGAGGUCCUGUUUUAAAUCCUCAUUAAUUAUGUGGAGAUUUAAGCCUUUCACGCAUAAAGAACAAGCGGGACUUGAAGGACGCGUCGUUGACAUUGGCAAUCUGAAAGUCCACGUCCGUAAUGUCAUUGCUGAGGGAGGGUUUUCUUGUGUUUACCUAGCUCGAGAUGCUAUAAAUGGUCCUAAACAGUAUGCAAUAAAGCACAUUAUUUGCAAUGAUGAAGAAUCCCUUGAAAUGGUGAUGAAGGAAAUCUCUGUGAUGAAAUCACUUAAAGGGCACCCAAAUGUUGUUACUCUAUGUGCACAUACCAUAAUGGACAUGGGCCGCACAAAAGAGGCUCUUCUUGUGAUGGAGUAUUGUGAGAAGUCUCUGGUUAAUGUGCUUGAGAGUAGAGGGGCUGGUUACUAUGAGGAGAAACAGAUACUUGCUAUUUUCAGGGAUGUGUGUAAUGCAGUCUUUGCUAUGCAUUGCCAGUCCCCGCCUAUUGCUCACAGGCAGGGAAGCUGAUGAGCAAUAUAGAAUCAGAGGAGUGAGGACACAUAAGUUAAAUUAACCAAACUAAUGGCAAUCCAAGUAGUUGAUUCUCAAACUCUGUCUUGACAAAUACUAUUACGAGCUCUAUAUUGUGGUCGGAUGCACAUCUGUGGCCACCAAUGUGUGAGGUUCUGAGAGCUCUGCAGAGUUUUUAAUUCAACUUCUCACCUUUCAGAUAUAAUGUUCCUGCUUCACGUAGAGUGUUUGAUAUGAUUUAUAUGUAACUUUUGGACAAUGACUAUGAAAUGUUGCACUUUGUACAUACACCUGGUUUUUGGCAUUUUGGUUCUAGAAUAGAAUGUGGUUUGAGUAUGGGGAUAAAACAUGAACAUGUGGUAAAAUUGCGUCAGAUUUGGCUUGAGGAGAAAAAAAGAACAUGUAGAAGAGUAAUAUUAGGAUUGAUAUUAUGUGUAACUUUUGACUGUUGUGGGUGUAACUUUGGCCACGGGAUAAUAUUAGGACUGAAUAAAUAGAGAUGAAACUAUCUGAGAGUUAUCAUUUGUCUUCUAUUACAAUAAAAUAUCAUUUAUCAAAAUUAAAAUUGUCAUUUAUUUGUGUCAGGAGUUACUAAAAAUUUAUAAUAUAUUAAUAUCAUUAAAAGUCAUAUUUAACUUUUUGAAAAACAACGAUAUAAUCACAGUGAAUAGAAUUUUUAUACGAGGCCCGUGCCUUGCACGGGCACUAAUGCUAGUUAAUCAAAUAAUAUGAUAACGUCAGCUAACGUAGUUCUUCUUUUCAAGUCAUAUAUAUUUACUAAAUUUUUGAAAGAGUAAGUUGAAAAAAAAGGAACAAUAUGAACAAAAUAAUUGUAGAUUAUUUUUGUUGGAGGAAACUAAAAUAUAGUUAAUUCUAAAUUUUGUCGACACGGAAAAUAGUUCACGUAUUUGUUAUAAAAAAAAUAAUAAUUUAUAAAAUAAAAAUAAUAUAUUUUAAAUAUCAACUAUCAACUUAAGGGUUCAGACUCAAUACGAGGAAUGCUAGAUCUCUCAUAAAAUAUUUCAAAAUUUUUAAAAAGCAACGUGUCAAAUUGUUCUCAGCUGCUCCCUUGUAAAUGUAAUGACCCUUUAAAGGAAGAUCUCAAGAGGAUGACGUGUCAUCUCUCAAAUCUCUCCUUUCCAUGGUUCUAAAUUUUGGGCUCUUUAACAAUUUAAAAUUAAAUUAAAAUAUUUUAUAAGUUAAUAAUUGACCUUUUGUUUUCCUAACAUUCUAUAUCUAUAUAUUUAUAUAAAGUAAAAUCUCGGACGGAUCCCGCAGAUGGUGACAUGGUGCUCUAGACAAUCUCCAAUCUAUUUUCCCUGUUUUCCUAAGCCUCCAAGUUCUGUAUUUUGCUUUAUUUUGUUUUUGUAUUUUACUCUUUGUCUUCCUUGCUUAUUAAUUAUUUCCGUUACAGAAUUUUGGUUUACCAUUGCCAUGACCUUUUGCUUUCCAUGCCAUGAUAUAUAUAUAGUGUGAGCUAUUCACGAAAAAUUUGUGUCCCCUGCCAAAAAUUGAGGUUGUUCAGCUCGAUUUCAUUUUACAGAGGUGAUUCUCAAGCUCUUUCCUUUUUUAUUGCUUAUAUGUAUCUGUGCCGAGGAAGAUCUCAAGAGGAUGACGUGUCAUCUCUCAAAUCUCUCCUUUCCAUGGUUCUAAAUUUUGGGCUCUUUAACAAUUCAAAAUCAAAUUAAAAUAUUUUAUAAGUUAAUAAUUGACCUUUUGUUUUCCUAACUUUCUAUAUAUUUAUAUAAAGUAAAAUCUCGGACGGAUCCCGCAGAUGGUGACAUGGCGCUCUAGACAAUCUCCAAUCUAUUUUCCCUGUUUUCCUAAGCCUCCAAGUCUGUAUUUUGCUUUAUUUUGUUUUUGUAUUUUACUCUUUGUCUUCCUUGCUUAUUAAUUAUUUCCGUUACAGAAUUUUGGUUUACCAUUGCCAUGACCUUUUGCUUUCCAUGCCAUGAUAUAUAUAUAGUGUGAGCUAUUCACGAAAAAUUUGUGUCCCCUGCCAAAAAUUGAGGUUGUUCAGCUCGAUUUCAUUUUACAGAGGUGAUUCUCAAGCUCUUUCCUUUUUUAUUGCUUAUAUGUAUCUGUGCCGAGGAAGAUCUCAAGAGGAUGACGUGUCAUCUCUCAAAUCUCUCCUUUCCAUGGUUCUAAAUUUUGGGCUCUUUAACAAUUCAAAAUCAAAUUAAAAUAUUUUAUAAGUUAAUAAUUGACCUUUUGUUUUCCUAACUUUCUAUAUAUUUAUAUAAAGUAAAAUCUCGGACGGAUCCCACAGAUGGUGACAUGGCGCUCUAGACAAUCUCCAAUCUAUUUUCCCUGUUUUCCUAAGCCUCCAAGUCUGUAUUUUGCUUUAUUUUGUUUUUGUAUUUUACUCUUUGUCUUCCUUGCUUAUUAAUUAUUUCCGUUACAGAAUUUUGGUUUACCAUUGCCCAUGGCCUUUUGCUUUCCAUGCCAUGAUAUAUAUAUAGUCUGAGCUAUUCACGAAAAAUUUG